Trypanosoma rangeli is the source of this 354-nucleotide messenger RNA. RefSeq lists its product as uncharacterized. Lineage: Eukaryota; Euglenozoa; Kinetoplastea; Trypanosomatida; Trypanosomatidae. The record is from RefSeq and is a predicted model, not a curated record. The coding region runs from base 1 to 354 and encodes 117 amino acids. The transcript has a single exon.
AUGGCGCAGGAGUUCGUUGAACCGCAAACUGAAACACCAGCGCCACGUGCCAACAUGCUCGUCUCGGUGCAAACCGACUCCGUGGUACUAGAGGAGGGCAAUCCGGGUUUACUCGUGCAUGAGACGGUGGCUAACGUUGACGGACAAGCUACACUCAUUCAGCAUAUACUCAAACGCGAAGCAGAGAUCCAUGCGGCUUCUGCUCUUUUUAGUCUUAGCAGUAUAUCUGCAUCUACUAGUAUGAGUGCUAUCGGUGCCUCCUUAGAGAUUAGUCACGACGUUGGGGCAAGUACCGGCAGCGAUAGUGAGCGGGAGCACGCCACCAAAUACUUUUGUGGGUCGCUCCAAGCUUGA